AUGGCACGAACCGCGCGGCCGCGACGAAAGAUGGCGAAUACGAGCGACGCUUCCACGUCCGCGAGUCUGCUGUCGACGUCAUCUACGACGCCGACGUUCUCCAGCUCUCCGACGGCGAGCUACCCCACCGAGGGCUACAGCGUCAAUUACACCGGCCUCGGAAACCUAGGGGGCUACUCCCUGAACGACCUCAACUACACCGGACUCUGGGUGGACGUCUGGAACAGCACCGAGGUCAGCAACGUCACCGAGAGGCUCAACGCCACGGCCUUAACUCCUGGAGGCUACUGCGACGAGUGGGAAGCGGCGCAGCACAAGCUCUUCCAGACAGCCAACCUCUUCUUCGCGGCGGCCUUCCUCGUGCCGAGGUCGUUCAAAGCCUCGGUCCUUGCCCUGAGGACCUUCCUGACGGCCGGCUUCAUGUUGGCCGCCCUGUGGGCCGGGAUCACGAUCUGCGCGCUGGACGCGAUGCUGUGGUGUCUGGCGUUGGGUCUGCUGAACGGCAUCCACUCGUUGAUCCUGGCCUGCAGGUUCCUCCCACCGGCUCUGAGUCCAGAGCUGGCCGAGCUGUACCUGAAGCUCUUCAAGCCCUACCGGGUCAGCAAGAAGCACUUCCAGGAGCUGGCCAAGGAGGCCAGGAUCCUCAAGCUGGAUCCUGGUCAGACCUACGCCACCGAAGGGGUCACGCCAGCUGACGAGAGGCUGUCGAUUCUCCUGCGUGGCAAGUUGAAAGUGACUUGCGACGGUACGCACCUCCACUACGUCAGGGCGUAUCAGUUCGUCGACUCUCCGGAAUGGGAGGCGACCCACGAGAACAUCGACGACGUGUUCCAGGUGACGGUGCGCGCCGAGGAGUCCAGCACCUACAUUUGCUGGACGCGGCUGAAGCUCCUCAGGGUUCUGAGGCACCGGCCUCUGCUGAAGGUCGUGCUCAACACCCUCAUCGGCAAGGACAUCACGUCCAAGUUGUACGCCCUGAACGAGCAGCUGGCCGGGAUCGCCGCUGCCAACGAGAACGCUGCCGGGAACCCCUACAGAGGGGUCGCCAGGAGCCUCAGCGUCGACGCCGUCAACACCGAGACCGCCGGCAGGGUGCGAUCGACGACCUGGAAGGCGCAGAGGAGAGACAGUAAUCCCCGGAGCGACAGAAGCUCUCCGGCGAAGUACUCCCACCAGUACUGGGCGCCCGUGGUGGCGAAUCACUUCCCGGCCACGUCGCCCUUCACCCAGACCCACAACCUGGGCUACAGCCUACUGCCCCAGGGGAGCCAAUUCUCGCCACCCCCGAGGAUCCCCGCGGUGACGCAUCCGCCCCUAACGAGACAGCGCAGCGGAGGAACUGGUGGGGACUACACCCUGCUGCCGCAGACACCCAAGUUGGAGAGGAAACGCUCCAAGAAGACGGCCAGGGAGGUAACUUUCGAGACACCGGUAUGA
Molecule: messenger RNA, 1437 nt
Organism: Orussus abietinus
Lineage: Eukaryota; Metazoa; Arthropoda; Insecta; Hymenoptera; Orussidae
Product: blood vessel epicardial substance
Exons: 5
Coding region: 1-1437 (478 amino acids)
Cellular component (GO): sarcolemma
Molecular function (GO): cAMP binding
Source: RefSeq, a predicted model, not a curated record